AUGCAGCGAGGCAGGGUAAGGGCUGUGCGGGCGGUGCUGGCGGCGCUGCUGUGCGCCGCGCUGCUGCCGCCCCGUUCGGACGCCGCCAAGGCGCCCAAGCGCCCGGCGCGGACCCGGACCUGCGGCGAGCGGCCCGAGGAGCUGCUGGAGCAGCUGUACGGGCGGCUGACGGCAGGCAUGCUCAGCGCCUUCCACCACACCCUGCAGCCGGAGCCGCCGGGCCGCCAGCACAACGCCAGCUGCCCCGCGGGGGGCCGCCCGGCGCCCGACAGGAGGUUCCGGCUCCCCGUCAACCUGCGCAGCGCCUCGCCCUGGGCCUACAGAAUUUCGUAUGAUCCCACAAGAUAUCCUAAAUACAUUCCUGAAGCAUACUGUCUGUGCAAAGGCUGCCUCAUGGGAAUCUUUGGUGAGGAGAAUUUCCACUUCCGCAGCACCCCUGUGUACAUGCCGACCGUCAUCCUGCGUCGCACCUCCUCCUGCGCCGGAGGCCGCUACGUGUACACGGAGGAUUACGUCACCAUUCCGGUGGGCUGCACUUGUGUACCUGAGCAAGAAAAAGAGCUUGAAAGUGUAAAUUCCAGCAUAGAUAAGCAAGAAAUGAAGCUGCUAGUAAAUCAGAACAAGCCGUCGUCAGAAUGAAGAAAGCACAAAGGAUCUUGUGUGCAGUAUUGGCUUCACAUCAUCAUUUCGCACCUCAGGAAACUGCAAACCAGCAGAAAACUUAGCAUUUCUCUACUUGCAGCUAUUUCAGUUAUAAGAGGGAAGGUUUUGUCCAGCCGCUCAGAUCACUAGAGAUGACAGUUCAGAUUAAGAACUUUUUAUCUUUUUAAAAUAUUUGUUGCAAAUUCCAAUUUAGCUUUUUUUUUUUUUUUUUUUUUUUUUUUUUUCCUUAUACCAGGACAUUUUACCCUAGCUUAUCCACAGUGAAUUUUAGAAGAGGCUGCAACUAUAAAAUAUGCUAGCUAUUAUUAUGGUAGACUACUGGUUGUAGAUAUCUUAAAGGAGUCGCUUAUACUCUACUUUUAGAUACCCUUAUAUAAAAAAAUCACAUAACUAUUGCACAUGUACCAACUCAGCAGCUAAAAAGAUGAUUUUUCAGGUUAGGAGAGCCUACUUUUAUACUGUGUAUCUUAACUCCAAGCAGUGUUUUUGGCUGUUGUAUUUAUGGGAACCUGUACUGAGCUGAAACAAUAUUCUAUGAGUUUAUUAUUUUAAAAUUUGCCAGAUUGCUAAAAGUAUUGAGAAAAAAAACAUUCCAGAAUUUAGAAAAGCACAGCAGACUUUUUUCAUAUGGACUAAGUCUACCUGCACAGAAAAUAUCAAUUAGAAAAAAACUUAAUUUGGGACCCAGUAAUUCUGUAUUAGAUGAUUUCAUUCAUCAUUGAAAUCUUAAUUGUUAAUUGUGAUAAAACUUUUUAUUCUGUAAAGCUGCAUGGACAAAACCUUUUUCAUGUUAGCAGAGGAAAUUAUCAGUUCAAAUAAAUUAAAGUCAAAGGGUAGGCUUCAUUUCACCUACCUUACAGCAUCUAAGAAAAGAAAGGAAGGCUGGGUGGUCUUGACUCAUAUUCCUCUAUCACGGCAGAGUAAGAGACAGGCUUCCUGAGGGAGAGUCAUCUGCUGAGUCUUUGCCACCUGCCUCAGAUUAAGACGAGUAGCUCUCUGGAGGCCGUGGAGCUUUUAGCUGGGACGGGGGUUGUGACAUUGAGGUGAGUCCCAGCCAAACCAAACGUUAACUCCAACUAAUCAAUAAGUAGUGCUACCAUUUUCCCCUUGCUACGAUAACAGCCCAUCACAAACGAUGGAAAAAGAUUCUUCUGCAGACUCUUGAGGGCAAGUGCUAACUCCAUACCCUAGCUACGCAAGAAGUUGUGUCUGCAGACUGAAGGCUGACUUAGCUUAGUGAAUGAUAGCCAGGAAUAACCAGGCAUAUCUUGUGUGACUCCAAAGAGGACUCCAACCUCCAAAUUUGAUAAAUCUCUGAAUGAACAGCAGAAAAAUACUUUUUUAAGUUGAAGGAUUGUGACUGCAGUUUCAUUACAAAAGAGAAUAAAUACCAUAGGCAGCAAAAUAGUUGCUACAUCAAGAAUCUCAAAAUUAUACUUGGUCCAUGUACAAGAGUAGCUCUGACCACUCCUUUGCUUUAUAACUAAGUAUAACAGUAUUUUUUUUAUAGUGCAAUCUAUCUGGCUUCUUACAUACCCUAAAAGAAUGCUAAGAACUCCAGAAAACGCUGCACAUAACAGAUUCCCAUCACAAUGAUGUCAGAGUGAAGUUUGUUACUGUGUUUCUAUGUAGAUGCUUUUUCACAAUUAUACUUUAGAUCUGUGUUUCCUCAAUUUGUGACCUGUAUAUCUCAGGGGGUCUCAGAGAGGGUUCAGAGGAGGUCAUAAAGUGUUUAUACUACUCAGAGAACAGCUAAUUGCCUAGCUGCUGCCAGCAAUUAAAGGUACUUACCUGUUCCCCAGAGAAUAAUUGGCAAUAUUACAGCCAUUUUUUUUUAAUCCCUCCCAGUGUGGAAGAACUUCUCACCCUCAGAGAAGAGAGAACUGGUAAUCAAAGACAGAAGGGCUCUGAAGGGGAGCAGGUUUACAAAGCUUGAGGAACACUGCAUUGGAUGAUGCUUCAGCAGUCUAAGGUCCUUACGGAUUCACUGCUACGCAGUGGUUGUUCUGCCCACACACAUGCACAUGCACAGAAACAUGUCCGAGAGUAAAGCUGGACCUUUAGACUCUGCAGCAUGUAAGGCAAAUCCUUCAAAGUGUAAGGCAGGGAAAAAAAAGAAAAAAAAAAAAGACACAAUGCUGAACAUUCAGGAAAUAUCCAAAAAAAGAUAUUGGCUGAAGUACAGAAAUUAGUUUAGCUUCUGCCAAACACUGUCCUCCCCCCCCAAAAAAAAAAACUCAUUUGUCUGUCUGUAUCCUUUUUUACACAGAUCAGUUCUACAGCAAAUCAGUUACUAAAGCAGAUGGAUUUAUUUGCAUGAUAUGGAGAAAAUGUCACUUUCUGUUGCAAUUUUCUUGUCCUUCAGUCAUAAAUUAUGGACUCAGUAUGUGGUUUUCAAAUAACUAGAGCAUGUUCUUGGAAUUACUGGGAGUAGCAGGCUAAGAUCAGGCAAAUGGAACACGAUCUCUUUAGCCAAUCCAGAAAAACAGAUGCUUUAGCUUACUCACAGCUUCAGGAAUUGGAUGACUGAAAGGAAAGUAUUAGAGAACUAAAAAAUCUCAACGGAUCCAUAGAUUAUGCAUGUUGGAGACCUCCUUCUCUUCAUACUGCAACAAGUGCAGGAAGCUUCCGAUGGUUGCAGGCAACCUUAUGUUAUCUUACUCAGAAUCCCAUUUCCCCUUUUUAAUGUUCAUUCUCUUUAAAGAACUUUUUAGUUGAGCCAGUUUGCUUCCAGAUCUUGGAAUCUCUUAAAGGCUGUGUUUAUGUUUUGGAGAGAACAACUGUUUGUUAGUACUUAACAGCAAGAGCUAUCAGCUAUACAAACAUUUCUUAACCUUCGUAAUACCCUUUCAUAUAGAACAACUGUCCACAUUACUGAUGUGGAAAAGCUUUGAGUAUUAAAUGUAGUUUGCAUUUGUUUGGAUUUUUUUUUAAGCUAUCAUCACAUCAUGGAUUUAUAUCAGUUUGACCUCAACUGUGGUGUGACAUUUUCCAGCUUCUACCCUUCUGGUUACAACGGUUGUAGCCCUGCCUUUACUUUCCAAGGGAGGAGGGGAGUUCAUUGGAGUUGCUUCAAGGCUCACAAGCUGUUGACACAAGGCAGAUAUGAAAUGCCUCAUUGAACCCACUCCAGCUCCAAUAAAUGCAAACAAUUCAAAGCUGAAACUAUCUGGCAGCUGCAGCUGAUUUGAGAAAAUUUUUGUUGUGCCAGGAAAAUCUUUUCCUUCAAUGAGGUUGUUCCUGGAAUACAUUAGGAGCCACAAACCAGAACAAUAUUCUCAGUGAGGAGAUUAUUUUCUUCUCUGUAGUAUCACUUAACAUAAAUUGGAAAAUUUAUAUCAUGCAGGAAGGUAGAAAUCCGGAGAUGUUAGUUUUGCUUUAUUAGCCAGUCAUUAUGUAACGGUGUUUGUGCAGCUCGGCAGUGGUCUCCAGAUGCAAGCAAACAUGAAAUCACCGGCAGCAAAAGGAAAAAGGGUAGGUAUUACAUGCACUCAGAAAGUCUAAACAUCUCAUCUCUCUGGGACUGAGGAACAGCGUAGCUGCACGGACACGUGAGGCAGAUCUAAAUCUUGUGUGUUUUGCUGAGUAGUGGCACGAGCUACUGCUUAUCUUCGCGGUGCUUCCUGCCACCAAGACUGCAAAGUACCAGAGAGAUACCCAGCUCCCCAGUUUGCUGAGUGGCCUUGGGAACCAACCCAAAGGUCCCGCUUCACAGCUGCACAGUCUGGCGCAGGGGCUGCGCCCUGGCAGAGGGAGGCGCGAAACCCACCAGCAGAACCAUCUCCCACUUGCCCCGGUGCAAAGCGGCAGCCGGGAGGACGUGUGUGUGAUGGGAGGAACCGUGCAAGCAUGUAACAGCGAGAUGAGCGCAACACAAUUUUUGAAAAGGAAAUGAGAUUUGAUGCAUAGUGAAAGCAGUACCGUGGGUUUCAUGCAACAGCAGUUCAAUACUGCAGUUGCCACCUGAGGGAGUGAAGCAGGCAGCUGUGGUAACACUUCUUCCACGUACAGGCAUCAGCCUACGCCCAGGACCGCCGGAUUUCUCUGCCAACUGUCCCACUUGUUUUGACGUAACUGCAGGGCUUUGAGAAGCCUCUUUUGGCUGCACAACGUCUGUCAGUGCAGCUAGGAGGCUGUAGCACGUAUGACUUUUUAUAACUUUAUAGAAGAGGGACAUAUAAAACUUGACCACAUUUAUUCGGUUACAAAGCCAAACUAAGAGAGAUGCUCAAUAAAAGAAACACAAUCACUACUUGA
This is a messenger RNA of Rhea pennata, 4920 nucleotides long. It is a transcript of the gene IL17D, whose product is annotated as interleukin 17D. Gene Ontology annotation, molecular function: cytokine activity. Gene Ontology annotation, biological process: inflammatory response. The record is from RefSeq and is a predicted model, not a curated record. The coding region runs from base 1 to 639 and encodes 212 amino acids. Lineage: Eukaryota; Metazoa; Chordata; Aves; Rheiformes; Rheidae. Gene Ontology annotation, cellular component: extracellular region. The transcript is spliced from 3 exons.